Drosophila subobscura is the source of this 2845-nucleotide messenger RNA. RefSeq names its product nascent polypeptide-associated complex subunit alpha, muscle-specific form (gene eIF4E7). Gene Ontology annotation, biological process: translational initiation. The record is from RefSeq and is a predicted model, not a curated record. Gene Ontology annotation, molecular function: RNA 7-methylguanosine cap binding; translation initiation factor activity. Bases 227 to 2599 code for a protein of 790 amino acids. Gene Ontology annotation, cellular component: eukaryotic translation initiation factor 4F complex. The transcript is spliced from 2 exons. Lineage: Eukaryota; Metazoa; Arthropoda; Insecta; Diptera; Drosophilidae.
UUUAAAAGUGUAGCUUCACCGAGAAACAUCUAUGGAGACGCUAGCAGUAUCAGUGCUCGAAUUUUAUGUUUAGUUUAGAUCGAAAAUAAAAAGGAAAAACCUGACACGAGUGUGAAAAUAUAUAUACAAAUUCCUAAAGCGAAUUAUUUGAUUCUACAAGCAGAAUCAACGGUCAUUGCAGUAGUGCGAUUCACUCAAGAGCUUGGACAGCGCCACUUCGUCCGCAAUGAAUUCGAAUAGCCCAGCCAAUGGGCCCCUCGCUCAGCGCCCACCUAAGAUGAACAGAUCGUACAAGACAAAAGAUUUAGGGAAACAGAAGGAGGCAGAAACGGAGGCAGCUGCCGCCAUCCAAUCGUUGGAUGAGGCCUCGACGCAGGAAUAUUUCGCACAAGGAUCCGCAGGCGAUUCCACACAGAACACAGCACAUAAACAAAAAUCAUACAAGUUUGACAGAAAUGACACCACACACCUUGAUGUAUUCACAGUGGGGCCCGGAGGUGAUGACCCCCAUUGCGCCUCACCAAAGCAGCAAUACACAGUUGGGUCAAUCACCACAGCCCCGCUGAAGGGUAUCCUCGCUAGGAGUGGCACAUGGAAAACUCAGCCACUGCCAAAGAUUGAAAAUUACAUACAGAAUUCGAUGGCACUGAAGCAGCAGAAAGAUUCCGUUGUAGGGCAGGAAUCGACCUGUUUGGGUACUCCAAAGCAGACAUCCACACCGAAUCAGAUUGCUGAUGGCAGUCCCAAGAAGUCGCCAGAUGCCGCCAAUACAUCAGUUUUAAGCAAAUCUCAAGACCCUAAAGGCGAAGGAUCGCUCGUCUUGGCCACUUCCAAUGAUUCUUCACCAUCGAAAAAGACUGCAGAGGCUAGUCCACAGCCCAAUGCCGCCGUUUUGUGUUUCUCCGAGACUUCUUCCCCAUUGAAGCAGUCUCCUCAAGUCGGUACACAGUCCACAAAUUCCGCCAACUCAUCCAUUUUUGACAAAUCUCAAUGCUCGUCCGUCAAGAGCUCCUCACAGAGUUCUGUGCCACCGAAGAAGACUAAUGCCCUCGCAUCAGUUCUAUCAAGACCUUUGGGCUCUGAGCGCAUUUCUUCGCCAAAGACGACUCCAUCGAAGGAAAAUGAUUCACCCACAGAAGAUUGCAUGAAGACAUUUGUAGUACCCGGAUCUCCUACGCCAGAGAUACCUCAGGCUCAGUUGAUCCCAACUAUCCCUUUGAAGCGGCGUCCCGUCGAAGCGGUCAAGCCCCCAGUGCAUCGGGAUGCUGUGGAUAGGCCACGCGUGCCGCCGCAGGAUGGUUGGAAUGUUCAUGUCAAGUCCGCGAAGAAGCGGAACAACGGAGGCAAGUCUGCGCAAGAGAAGAAAUCUUCUACCCGAAAGAAUCCCGCCAAAGGCGCAGCCCAGCCAGCAAUCUUGACCCAGAAUUGUAUCCCAACUGCGCCAGAGGCAGCCCCGGUGAAGCGUCUCAUUGUCGCAGAGGCCACAACGGCAGCCCCCAAGCAGCCCAGUCAAAUGAUUCGCAGUGAGGAAAAGAAAUAUUCACCACCUCUGGCAUAUAUUGUACCCCGUACAUCCGAGAACAACAAGUCCAUUGACAGUAUGGAAGGAUCCCCCUCGAUGAGCCCCCCUCGAUUCCCGAUGGAAUAUCCAUCCAAAAAGGCAGUCGCUGAUGAGGCUGAGCCACAGUGCCAGCCGAAAAGUCCUCCCCGGGAGUCGUCUGUUCCAUUGAAAGCGCAGCGCAGACGCCCAAUAGGUCCCGCCGCGAGGGAUGUUCGCAUGAGUUCCAAGGGGAAAAAGGGCCGCAAAAACAUCAUCAGAAAGCGUAGAUCGAUUCUGGUGGCGUGCCCCACAGGUGUGCCCCCCGUUAAGGCCAAAUCCAAAGGCAAGCGCUCAAAGAAGGCUCUGGCCAAGAAGUUGGAUCCGAUGAAGUCGCCCGUGCUGAAGCGCAGCCAAACUUCAGUUUCAAUUCAUUCCCAGACUGAAGCUGCUGGUGACAGCUCUGAGGAGGAGGGGAGAGUGCAGACCGGGGAGGACGAGGAGGAGGAGUCGGUGGCACAACAUCCGUUGAACAACGAAUGGACCAUGUGGUAUGCGGAGCCCGAUCGCAACACGACCUGGGAGGAGACACUCCACCAGAUAACCAGCUUCCAUACCGUCGAAACCUUCUGGAGCCUCUAUUAUCACAUCAAGUGGCCAUCGGAGAUCAAGAUUGGCUGCGACUAUUGCAUGUUCAAGGCCGGCAUUCGCCCCAUAUGGGAGGACGAUGCGAAUGUCAGGGGUGGCUGCUGGAUCGCCAGCUUCCCCAAGAGCGCCACCAAUGAGCUCAACUUCUUCUGGGAGUACUCGCUGCUCUCACUGAUUGGCGAGUCAUACGAUCACAGCCCCGAUUUGUGCGGUGCUGUGGUCAACAUUCGCCAGAACACCGACAAGAUCGCGCUGUGGACCUCUGACGGAACCAAUGAGGCAGGCAUCCUUGAGAUUGGACGCCAGCUGCGCGACGGUCUGCCCACUGAUGGCGGCUAUGUGCUGCAAUAUCUGCUGAACAGUGACAGGAUGGCCCAGCAGGGCUCUAUCGUCCAAGCUAUUUACACUUUAUAAACAAUAUCCCCCGAGCCCCUGGGGGAAAGCGGGAGCGGGAACAGCAGCAGCAGCAACCACCGCCUGCAUGCACUCUCCCUGCAUUUCCAUCUGUUAAUUGUUUCAUGAAAUAUUCAGACACAAAUCCCACAAAAUCCAAAUUUUAAGUACGAAACUUUCCUCAUCCUCUCACGUUUCGGAAGCUUCGCCAAUGGGAUUAUGAAAAUAUGUCAAAUCCAAAUCAAAAUUGUACAAAUUGUAAUCAUU